Messenger RNA from Camellia sinensis, 2765 nucleotides. NCBI's taxonomy places the organism in Eukaryota, Viridiplantae, Streptophyta, Magnoliopsida, Ericales, Theaceae. The record is from RefSeq and is a predicted model, not a curated record.
GGGUUUCUCUUCUUCUCAUAGUUUCCCAUUCAACCAGAAAAAGUGCCUCAUCCUCUCCUCUCAGACGUAGACGACGAAGUUACUCCGGCGAAUUGCUCCGGCACUCCAAUUACUCCCUUCGUCCCCACUCUCGUCACUCCCAAAUUUUCUGUCAAUCAAUAAAAGCCCUAGGUUUCGAGUUCGUCUCUCUCAACUCUCUCUCUCACACACACUUGAACGGAGGUGACGAGAAUCGAUCGGCGACUGUGUUCUGUGUCUUCUCUUCUCUUCGAUGAUCGGCUAGCAACAGGUGUGAGGCUGUUGGGAAGAAUUUGUUGCUGGUUGCUGUUGCUUGGGAAGAAUUUGCUGCUCGUUGUUGAUUAUUUUGUGCUGCUACUUGCUUCUUCUUUGUGCUUCUGUUAUUGUUGAAUCUAGACCAAAAUGGGUAUGAAACUAUUCGAGGGCGGCGAUGGUUCGGACGAAGAUAUAUCAAAGAUUGAAGUCAACAAAGAGUUCGCUCGUCGCUAUGAGCACAACAAGAAGCGAGAGGACUUGCAGAAGCUUGAGGCGUUGAAGAAGAAAGGCCUUGUUGAAGACUCCUCAGAUAGCAAGUCUGACGACGAAGCAUCUUCUGAUGAAUCAGAUGAAGAUGAGUUAAUUAAUCCGAAGAAAGAUUUGGAGUUCUUAAAUGCGUUGAUUAAGGUUAAGAACCAAGACCCAAAACUGAAAAACAAAGAGGCUAAGCUAUUCGAGUCCAAAAAUGAAGAAGAAGAAGAAGAGCAAGGGAAACGAGAGGAAGGACAACAAGAUAAGAAGGGGAAGCCAAUGUAUUUGAAGGAUGUGGCAGCGAGGCACUUGAUUGAGGAGGGGCCAGAAUUUGAAGAGAAGGUAGACAAGUUGAGAGUGAAGAACUAUUCGGAGGAGCAAGAGGAGUUCAGGAGGGCUUUCUUGGAGGUGGCUGAGGAGGCUUUGAAUGGUGAUGAUGAUGGAGAAUUGUUGAGGUUGAAAGAUAGUAAAAGUAUGGGGGAUGAGGAUGAUAGUGAUGCUGGUGAGGUUCAGAAGAAAUUGGAUGAGUAUUUUGGCAAAGAUGACCAUUUGAAUGAGAAUGAAAUGUUUUUGAAGAAGUAUUUUAGGAACAAGAUGUGGGUUGAUGAGGGUAAGGGCAAGAAGGCAUUGGAUGAUGUGGUUUCAGAUUUUUCAGAGGAUGAGGAGGAAAUUGAGAAGCAAGAGGAUUAUGAAAGGGAGUAUAAUUUUAGGUUUGAGGAGAAUGCGGGGGAUAGGGUGUUGGGUCAUUCACGGUUUGUAGAGGGAUCAGUGAGGAAGAAAACUAAUGCUCGGAAGUUGCAGAGGAAGAGCAAGGAGGAGAGGAUGGCACAAGCUGAAUUCGAAAGGAAGGAGGAAUUGAAGCAUUUGAAGAAUUUGAAGAAGAAAGAAAUGAGGGAGAAACUUAGGAAGAUAAGGGAUACUGCGGGGAUUGAUGAAAAUUGGGUUUGCCUAUUGGAUGAGGAUGAUCUGGAAGAGGAAUUUGAUCCCGAGGAGCAUGAUAGAAAGAUGAAAGAAGCAUUUAAUGAUGAUUACUAUGAUGCGGAUGAUGCAGACACUGAGUUUGGGAGUGAUAGGGAUGAAGAUGGUGAUGAGUUUGAAAAACCAGAUUUUGAUAAAGAAGAUGAGUUGCUUGGACUUCCAAAAGGUUGGGAUGAUACGUCUGUUUCUGGUGAUGGGUUCUUAGCUGCAAGGGAACGAAACUUAAAGCGCAGGGCAAAAAAUGAAGGUCACCAUGAACAGAUAGAAGAAGAAGUGCCUGAAGAGGAUAAGAGGAAGAAAAAGCCAAAAGUUUCUAAGCUGGAGAAGGAAAUCCUUGAUAAAGAAUUGGAGGAGUACUAUAAAUUGGACUACGAGGAUACAAUAGGGGACUUGAAGACAAGGUUUAAGUACAGAGAUGUUGGUGCUAAAGGAUAUGGACUAACUACUGAGGAGAUUUUAAUGCUGGAUGAGAAGGAGUUGAACCAGUAUGUUUCCUUGAAGAAACUUGCUCCUUAUAGGGAGAAGGAAUGGAAGGUGCCCAGAAAUCAGGUGUUGAACCAAAAACAGAGGAAUAAGCUGCUUCUUCAAGGCAAGAUAUUGAAUGACAAGAAAAUUGGUAAGAACUUGAAAAUUGAUGAUAAGAAAUCAACUACAGUGGCAGUUUACAAGGAAAAGGAGAAAGCACAAGUGAAGGAAUCAAAUGGUGAUAUGAGCAAUCUAUCUAGGCGAAGCAAGAGAAGGCAUCGUCAGGCUGAACUUAAACUAUCAACAUCGAGGCUUAUGGCAUAUGGAAAAAUCCCCUCCAAAUCUAAGAGUAAAAAGAAGCACUGAACAUUACCCAUGGUUGAGGCAGAGGUCCUAUAGAAGGUGUUCGAUGUAAGUGCUGCUAAUUACAAGUCAGAUGGCAUGAGUAACUUCUAAUAGAGAUAAUUGGUGGAUCGGUGAGUGGCAUAAGUAUGCCUUUAACUAAUUUUAGGAGUUGUCUCAGGAGAGAAUGAAGUUGAGUUGGAAUAUAUCGGAAAAUUUUUGGUCGGUGGUCUUGUUUUAUUGUUUCCUUUUUCUUUAUCUUCAGUUGUCAAGUGUUAGAUUUGUUGUAAUUCGUCGUGUCCUCUAGUUAGGCCACGACACUUGAUGGUUAUUUAGCUUUUGUGGUUAUGAUGUUUUUUAGAUGGAUGCAACACUUUUCUAGCUUUGUAAUGUUUUACAAACAUCUCAAAUGAAUUCAGGAUAUAUUUGAAGAAAUUCCAGUUGGACAUUUUUGU